AGCCGUUUUGGCUUCAGCCUGUUGGGCUCUUGGAUCGCGCUGGCUUGCAGCGCGCCUAGCUCAUCGGAUACCGAACCACCCGUUUCUGCCCAGAUGUCGGUGGCGCUGCUGCUGAUACUCUCCGCUCCCCUGGCCCAUGCCGUCGGCCUGAGCGUCAGGAGCGAGACCGACCGAAGCGCCGCCGCGCGUGCCCGGGUGGAGGCCUUGGCUGCCUCGGCGGAGGCCAUGCAGUAUUUCCGCAGGCUCGAGUCCGCAUCGGCCAGGAGGCCGGUGCUCGUGCCGCCGGGGGACGUCCGCAGGGCGGAGGUCUCCAGGCCGUCCGGCGAGCGCCGCUCCAGCCUCCUGGGCCUGGACGCGAGCAGGGCGCACAGGGUGACGGCAGAGUUCCAGCCCUCGGCGGAGUUCCAGGCCGAGGGCGGGACGGACGCGUCGGGGCGGCAGUCGCAGGGGUACAGCCAGGGCUCCGAGCUGCCGUGGGGCGUCGGGUCUCCCCGGGCUGGCGACUCGCUGCCGGUGGCCCACUACUCGGCCAUGCCCUUCAUCGACUUCCCCAAGGAGAUCGAGUACAGCCUGGAGACGGGCGACAACGUCCAGAGCUUCAGCAGCGCUUCGCAGGACAUCAAGCUCAUCACGCAGGUGCUGGAAAACAUCACCAACGGCUUCUACCUGGACUCCAACGGGGCAGAUGGUGAGAAGAACAGCAACACGCUCUUGCUCGAGCUCACGGGCUGGCGCGGCCUGAUCUUAGAGCCCCGCGUGUACGAGUUUGUGAACUUGUGGGGCAAGUUUCGGAAGGCGUGGUUGUUUCUUGGGGCCAUGUCCCCCAACGAGAACGCCACGAAGAUCGGAUUCGCCCAGGACGGCACGAUCGACAUGUUGAGCGGGCACAAGAUCCAUGCCUACGCCUUGCCGAGGUUUAUGGAAGAGAUGGGCGGCCGGCGAAGCAUCGACUUCUGGAGCCUGAGCACUGGUGGGUACGAGGCGGAGGUCCUCAACGAGACCUUGCUUCACUCGGGGAAGAACAUUGAGAUCGGCGUCAUCCUGGUCAAGUUCGACGGCCGUCGCACGGGCCGUGGCGAUCAGUCUUUCGUUCAAGCUAGGUCCAAGGACGACACCGAAGAGCUCGUCUUUGAGAUCCUGCACAACGCCAGCUUCCAGUACAUCGGAGGUCUGGAUGCGUACUGGAUCAACCACGUCGAGCCGCGCUUCCACUACAAGGACGCUGUGUUCGUGAAUCCCUCAUACUUCCAGGCACGCGGCAUCCCGACCCCGCAGUCGGUCAAGGCGGCGCCCCCUCCCCCGCUGGGCCAUCCCCUGGACGACCAGGACUGGCCCGGCUUCAGCACCUGGGACUCGGGCUACUCCGCCGACGAGGAGGUCGAGAGGAUAGUGGCCUACAUGGAGAAGGCGAAACGGGACGCCACCGCAUCGGAACCAGCGCCGAAAGCCCACCGCGUGGAGGUGACGAGGCUGGUGGAAUUCCAGUAGGCGGGCGGCGCGUCGCCUCCCUCCACUCGGGCCUGCCCGCGGCGAGUGGCGCCCGCGCCCGCGGCGACGCGCGCCCGCGGCCGCCGCCGAGGGCCCAGCACGCCGCCGCGCUCCAGCCAGCGCGGGCACCUGUGCGUUUUGUUACCGGUGCGUCUUGGCACCUGUGCGCCUGGGCACCAGUGCGCUCUUAUUUUCAUACGUCGGACGACCACCAUUUGUUUUCAGGGUGCUUCCCCCCAUUGCUGCGUCCUAGCCGUGCUACAGGGUUCUGUUGGCGAUGUCCUUUCUGAUGAUAUUUCGCGUGGUGCCAGAGAGCGCGCUCGCUUGAUGGUGGCAAUGUGCUUGUAGCAAAUUGUUGAAGGUCUGGGAAGCUGCCCUCUGCUUUGCGCAGCUUUCUAGACCUCCAGCCCGCGUCAUCCGCUCACGACGCAGGGCCUCGUGGCUCUUCGACUGGUCCCCGAGAGGCAGCUCUUCGCCGCGAGCAUCCGUGGUCAAAGUCUUGCUCAAUCCAGC
Molecule: messenger RNA, 2001 nt
Organism: Prorocentrum cordatum
Lineage: Eukaryota; Dinophyceae; Prorocentrales; Prorocentraceae
Source: the annotation of a GenBank genome assembly